UGUCCUUUGGAACUGGUGGGAAAAAAUUUCGGGCCGACCCUUGAGUUAUCCGUUUACGGAACGAUGCUGUCUUCUACGGCCAAAGUAAAUCCUGAUUUAGCCUUAGAGCGAAAGAAGGCCUCUUUUAACCCGAUUGAGCUCAGUUACCUGCUUCACGGCGGACGGCAGAAGAUCGAGAGAAAAAGAUACCUGGGUACUGUAAUUUUCUUAGAUAUUUUGCAAAAACCUGCGACGUUAACUCCAGUUUUCGGAAAGUCAAACACGCUCGCUCAGUAUGAAUUUACAUCUGUUAUACUGUUUCUUGAAAACAGGUGGCGAGCAUACGAACACUGAUUGAGUUCAAGAAAGAAAAGUCAUCAUAUUUUUGUGUACAGAUCACAGCUACACUCACAGCUGUAUAAAAUUGCACAAAUGUCUUGUCCAGGCUCAUAUGAAGCAACUUUUCCAUAAAGUACCAUUUAAUGAGCACAUUUAUUUCUUUUAGUUUUUCAUCUAAUUUAUGUCUUUUUAUCAUUCAUUUUAGUCUGUUUUUAUCCAAUUUACUAUUAUGUCUGUUAGUCAUUCAAUUGUGCCUGCUUUUGUUAUACAGCUUUUUACCUCUGUUAGACUAGUCAUUUAAGGGCUAUUUGGAUGGAGGGAGGAAGAUCUAUUGUAGUACCAGGCAGAUCCUAGAAGGCAGAAAUUUUGGUCGGUGUGGUGCCCAAGUAGAGAAGGAAUUAAUGAUGGCAAGCGACAAAACAAAACUUCAUUUUGUUUGGGCCCUUCUGCUCUUUCUCCAGCGUUAAUAACUACCUUUCAGCAGAAUUAUCACAAUAAUCAGCUCUUGGUAAUGCCAAAUGAAAUGUUCAGCCUUUAUUACAGUGAUUACCCACUGAAUGACCCACUAUUCUUGUCUGAUUUGUCCCCCCUUGACGACUCAUUUUUCAUGCAAUUUUGCCAGUCUGCAUGUCAUGGCUUGUUGCCAUGAUUUGAUUGCUCAACCAUAACUGAUCACUUUUCUCUGAACCUGCGAAAGCAUAGUUGGAUACUAACACUGACAAGUGCAUAAAGGGAGGCAAAAAAUGGUGUGUAGACUGAUCUGUGAUGUCAGUGAAGGGGUGGUAGAUAAAUAUGUACCAAUAAAUGGCAAAUAUAAAAUACCUAUUUAUAUUAUGCGUAGUUCACUUUGCUCUAAAUGUACUUAACAUCACAACUCGACGGUUUUGUCAGACAUGGUGCUGAGCAACAAGGCCAUGAAAGGGCAAGAAGCUGCAAAAGCAUGUGAAACUGCAAAAGCGUGCGGAAGAGUGACAAAGUCAUGAGAAAAAUAACUAUUGGUCCCACCCCAAUCUCCUCAUGGCAGUUUUACUGCCCUUGCCUGCCUUGGCUUGUUUGUGUGCCUGACCAAAACCACUAUGCUACGCAGGCUAGGAAGAUUGAAGGAGGCUCUGCAAACAGGAUAAUUAUUUAAGAUUACUCUGAACAUUAUUUACGUAGCUGAAUUCAUGUAUAGGGUUGGCAGAUAUAUGGUAACUAGUAAGAAAAUUGUGGGUUUUGGAAACAAUGGUUGGUGGUGAGUCUUGAAUUCCUGUUUUUUUAGUUUCUUUGUUUCUCAGAUCUUUGAACUCAAAGUCUAGAUGUCUUGUGGUUAGUCUUGUAUUAACCCUUACUUAAUAUGGAGUCAACAAUGACUUGCUGUAUCAUUCACAUGGUGCAGGCUGUUAUAGCAAAACAAUUUCUAGCACUGUACUGCUCUGAGAGGUCAUAUAAUAUUAUCCUGUAUAAUGUCUUUCCAUCCUUUACAUUUUUAGAAUCCUUGCUUGUGAAGGAUCCCAUUUUUAGCAAGGAAGAUGCGUAUGUUUGUGAUCGCAAGCACCAGUAUGAAAGAUCUUGUGAAAAAGGGCUGCGGAUGUUAGAACUUCAUAAGAAGUACAACAUUACUGAUGAAGAUGACAUUCGCAUGUUGAACAGGUACAUUAUUUUUGAAUAAAUUACUCUGGUUUUUACUGCAUGGUAAAUAUAAUUAAGCUAUACAUGACAGUGAACUCUGUCUAAAACAGACACCUUUGCAGUGACCAGAACUUAUAAGCAGGGCUCGAAAAAAGCCCCGCUCGAUAGUCCCACCGGGAUAAGUAGAUUUUUUGCUGGGAAAGUAACUUUUAAAGCUUAUACUUUCCCGAUGGGUGAGGAUCCAGGCAUGUCAUCCUCUAUAGAAAUCAUUCACUAAGACAAACAAGAAGUGGCUCUGAGCAGGCAAAAUGUGAGAGCUGCUUGCCCUGCAAAGAACAAGCUGGAAAUCAAGUUUUUUUUUUUAGCCCUGACCAAGUCUCCAUCUUAAAGAGAUGUCUGUCUUAUAGAGAGUCAGAUUGCAAGUAAAGGAUGUAGAGAAAGGCAGGCCGACCAACUGUAGGUGUCCAUUUUACAAGGUGUCCAUUAAGAGAGAGUCAGCUGUAUUAUUUUUUACAACAAAGUCAGUAAUGUAGCCUUAAACUUCCUCUGGGGGAGGAAAAACAAUGACGCAAAGAAAAUUCUUUACCUCAUUGUCUUUAUGGCGUCUCCGUGGCUACAGCAAUGUAAGGCUGAUACUAGGUAGAAAAAUUGUUUUUGUAAGACAUCAAUAUGGACACCAAGAACUCAAGGGUGUGGCUAAGGAAAAACUAAACAGGGUUCUAGCCAUAGGACUUCUACUCAACUGCACCUUCAGAAUUACCCCACGUCAAAGGAGCUGGAUAUUAGCAUCUUCCCAGCAUGCUUUGCACCUAUUUCGGGGUGAUUGUUUCUGCUCUGUGUGAUGAAAACAUGAAUUUUACUUAAAGUUGCGGGGACAUUCGCGGCUUUAAGGGUGAGAUUUGGAGGUAAAGUACUAGGUCUUUACCUAAUUUUUCAUCUUCCAUCUGGAUGACAGAAUGAUUCCUUGAUUAAAGUAUCCUGUUUUCUUAAUGUUUUCUGUAAGAUUUGACCAUGUGACCUUUCUCUCCUUAUACAUCGCUGCUUAUCUGUUGUAUGCAUGGUGUUUUUGGAUUACUGUAAAAUUCCGAAAAUAAGCCCCAGGGCUUACAUUUUUCAUUUUUUCUUGGAGGGGCUUAUAUUCGGAGGGACUUAUGGAAUUCGGCUGUUUGAUAAUAUAGUUUGACCACAAUGCAUGACAGGAAUAUGGUAAUAUCCUCCUUUCCCCACAUCUUGAGCAGCUGGCUCCUAAUGGGAUAGAGAAUGUGGUACAAUAACUGCCCUGCAUAUAAAAAGUUAUUGAUCUUUCACAUUUUAAGCAUUUUUUGUCAACUUCUCUCUAAAACUAAAUAGUUGUGAAAUUGUCAUCAAUUAUUACAUUUUUGUUGGUGACUACUGUACAUUAUUGUUUGGUUCAAAAUGGAUAAAAGUAAAAAAGUGUCUGUUUUUAAGGCUAGUACUGCAUUUAAUAUUUACACAAGGUACUACACUUUGAGCCAUGAAAGAUUAACAAAAAAAUGUUUUUAGUCUUUCAGGCACAUAUUUUCCAUAUGGUCUGAGCAACGCAAUGUUUAUUCCAACAAUAAAGGUAGGCAUGUACAAGAUAAAUCAGCCUCUUAACCUUAAUCAAUUAAAAGUCAAUUUACUGUGAAGAGUACAAUUUAAAAUUCUAUUAACCAUAUACUGUUGCACUGUUGAUGUGAAAUAAUUAUAGCAAAAAAUAAUGCAUGUGAUGUCAGGUUCAAUGUUGGGUGCAUGUAUUCCUAGUACAGUUGUAGCUCAGGGAAUGUUUUCCAGAAAAAUUUUGAUUCCAAACACACCUUGAUUUAACAAGUUCAGAGAGUGGAAGUCAAUUUUUAGUUUGUAGUGCAACCUUGCCAAGACUAGCUCGAUCAUGCCCAGUCCCAAUGACCCCCCCCCCCUCCCCCGAAAAAUUGACCCAGCCCCCAAUGGGAAUGACUUAGGACAUUAUAUGACGUCUUACAUGAUGUACAUACUAUCAAAAUUCGAAAUCAUCGUUUUGAUGCUAUAGAAAUAAUCUUUGUCAAUGACUAAAUACGUGCAAAAAUGCCCCAGAAACUGUACUGUGAAUAAGAAAAAUUCAAGUUUUGAGCUAAAAAUGGGCUAAAUCUCAAACUAAGUCUGUUUUAUAUUUUACUAAGUAUUCAAUAUUUAUAGUGGAUGUAAAAAGCGGGAGAUGUAUGUACCAAAGCUGGAGAGCGGGAAACGAGGCAAAAAAGCGUAAGUCUCCCACCAAAAGCGGGAGACUUGGCAUCACUGAAUAUUGCAGUUGACUGCAAUGCACGCAGGAGUUAAUGUUUAUGGGUUCAAUCCCCUGGGCUGGGCCAAUACCUAAUAAUGAAGAUUCUACCUUUGCCGGGCUGCAAAUGGCUAGACCUUCAUAUCUUAGAUGACUAUGUAAAAUGAUGGCCCUGUGUCGAGUAGGAGAUGUAUAGAGAUUAGUAUAUAAAUUGACUCUCAAAUAAAGAGUGUAGAUGUUUGCAGUUUCACUGGUCAACCUAACUUUGCUCCUUCCUUAUAAAUUUGUUUGUGGUGUCCACAUAAUUUUUGCCACUGAUUUCUUCACCAUUUCCAGCAACUGUGGUCCAUUUAUUAAUUUUUUGUCAACUGAAUGGUAUUUACAGAGUCAAGGGACCCCUGAACAAAAAGCCAAGUGGCUUCCUCUGGCAGAGUCUUACCAGAUCAUUGGAACCUAUGCACAAACUGAACUAGGCCAUGGUAACAAUUUUCGAAGCUUAUUAUGAAUUAUUAAUACAUCUCAAUAAACUGUCUUUGCAUGAAUAUCUGAAGAAAAUUUGAUGAAUAAUUAAUUAAAUUUGAUUCUACAACAAAAGUAUUACAGUCAACCCCCCAUGUGCGACCACCCGACCACUAAUCCAAAACACCAAAAUUUUCCCGGUCAAAGCCUUGCAGUUGGAACCUCUAGUAAAUGACCACCUCAUGAAAGCAACUGCAACCACUUUUUGGGCCUGACAGUUAAUUUUCCAUUGUUUUUAACCUCUUGUAAGCAACCACUUGGCGCGUUCUCUGAUCUCUGUUUUUGCUGUGUGCACUAGGUUACUUAGAAUAUACGAAGCACUUUAGCGAUAACAUGGAACUACACAUAUCCUAACAUAAGCGUUGCAUGCAAUAAAUUAUCUUCCAUAAAGUAGAUGUGCCUGGACCUCUUCUUGGAAGAGACCCCCUGCGGUUCGAUUCUUGUAAACGACCAACUCCCAUAAACGACCACUCAGUCUCUGCAUUUUAGGUGGUUGCUUAUGGGAUGUUUGACUGUAUAAGCCAUUAUAAUGGCCAACUUUGACAUCAUUAACUUACUGGCAAGUUAUAGUUUUGGAAUCUAAAUAUUGGUUAGGUGCUCUUUCAUUUAAUAAUAGGUAAAUUAAAAAUAUUUUAUAACUGGCCCAAGUUUUUCAAACAGUGGAUAGUGCUAUCCACCACAUAAAUCACUAUCCAAUGGUUGACUAUCCGGGAAACCAGUUGCCUUAUCCUGUGCGGGAUAGAGAUUUAUCCAGUGGGUAGCUUGGCCAGAUGGUUAUCAGCCACAGAAUGAAUUUUCCCUUUUUUAAAUAAUAUUAUGGAACAUUUUUGGCUGAUAAUAAGUUCUCUAAAUUUUAAACUGGUUAAACACUAGGUUGCACAGGUACUGUAGCCUUGGGAAAGGUUAAAAAAAAUUUAACCCAAAAUCAGAUUUGACUUUUUGUGACAAGUGCAUAACAAAUUUAGAGAUCAGGCUUCUCAUGCUUGAGUGCUUUUUGAGGAAUUCACCGUAGUUGAAGAAGCAGAAUAAAUUAUCAUAAUCAUAUAAAAAUGACAGUUAUAAUUAUUUUUUUAGGAACUUUUAUUCGAGGCUUGGAGACAACAGCAACCUAUGAUAAGAAAACUCAAGAAUUUGUCAUCCACUCACCAUCACUUUCGGCUUCCAAAUGGUGGCCAGGAAACUGUAAGUUUUUUUUGGACAUAAUUGCACAGUUUAUGAUUGCACAUGCUGUACAUUUAAACUGUUCAGAUACAUCUCACAGGAUCCCACAGACUGCUACAUAUUCAUUCAAAGCCUGUUUACUGAAAUUUGUGAAAAUAGUCAGAGUAAAAGAGAUCAUCAAAUUUUCACAAGAGUGAAGGUGACUUUAAACUGAACUGUAUUUGUUCCAGGUCUGGGUCUCCUUUCUGAGGUUGCAACACUCCAUUUUCUCUAAGAUUGCACAUUAUUUUGCAAAUUCUGUAGACUCACAAGGUUCAAAUUCAGAGUGAUGGCUAACAAAAACACAACACGUUUUUCGGAUCUCCACAAGGAGGCCUAGCGAGCUCCUAAACCUUAGGUCAUCGCGCACAAAGAACAUAGUCUGCUGAAAAACAAUCUCAGCAGAAUGAGAAACCUGUUGAGAAUUUGAAUCUGGUUUUUGUGGAGAGAGGAUGUGUGACACAAGGCAAAAUCUUUCACUCCAUGCCAUCAUGAGGUUGCAGUUGUGGGAUGGGAGCACUGCCUCUACCAUUAAGUCUGUAGUCACUGAAGAUUUCAAUUUUUUUGUAGCUAAUUUAACCCAUUCGCUCCUGGAGAUUUUGCCGAAAAACGCGUUUUGAAGCUAGUCGAGUGGUUUUCUGGUCACUGUCGUGCUAUAAAGAGCUAAAACUUACCACAAACUGGUUUACAGGUUGAACACUUUCUGGCCUUGUGAUCCAGAUGCAAAAUAUCAGCUUGCGAAGUUCGGGCAUGCGCAGAAAGCAAAAUUUCGAGAUAGUUUUUGGGUUUAAAAGUGACACAGCAGUCUUGACUUUUACUUUUCGCUUUCUCUCCUCCCUUCUUUUUUCGCUUUUCUUGCCUCAUUUUUUUUUUCUCUUGCUGGGCAUUUAGUGGGCUUCAUUUUGGUGGGAAGAGUUUUUAGGAAAGCUUUUAGGAUCUUAGGAUUAGGUGAAAGGAAAGGUAGGUGGGUAAUGGAACAAGAUUUUCUUGGAGAUUUUCAGGUCAAUGUCACGUGGUUUUUGGCUUGUUUCUCUCGUGUCCUUGACUGAAUUGUGCUCAUUCUGGUAUGGUUUGAAAGAUCUCUUCACUCUGCACAAGUUAGCGAAGAAAGUUGUCCUUGACCAUUAAAACUAACGAUGGGUAGAAAGGACCUGGAUCCGCACGGGCGGUUACGGGCGGUUCAGGAGCGAAUGGGUUAAAGAAUUUCUUUUAUUUAAUUUAUUUUAUUGAUACCUUUUUAGUGGGCAAGUCAUCCAAUUUCGCCAUUGUAGUUGCAAGGCUUAUUGUGGAUGCAAAGGACCAUGGAAUACAGAUGUUUAUAGUCCAGUUACGAGACUUAAACACUCAUCAACCUCUUCCUGGUGUGUUUUGUAACAUUUUCUAUAUAGUUUUGUGAUAUUAAGUUUUAAUAAAUUUCAAGUCAAGUUGCCUUUAAUUUCAGAUGAUCUGUAUUCUAUAAAAAAUUACUAGAAAUUUCAAUCAGAAAGCUUCAGUGUAUACUGUUGUUAGUAUUAGUUAAUAGCAGGUGACCUUGCUUUUGCAAUGACCUGACAUCAAUUUUUUUCUUGUGUAAGGAAUAACUAUUGGAGAAAUUGGUCCCAAGUUUUCCGGCUCCCUGGACCCAAAUGAUAAUGGAUUUUUGUUACUUGAUCAUGUACGAAUUCCACUGAAUCAUAUGCUAAUGGGACUAGCAAAGGUAUGAAAUGAUUUUAUUUGUACGUCUCGUACAUGUAUGAUGGAUGCACUGUUAACCACAUGUACUGUGCGGUGAUUGAACUUCCAUGUGCCCCUGCCUCUUGUGAGUGACCAGCUCCCAUAAGCGACCAGUUUCUAGUCAUCUACAAUACUCAUCAAAAAUCGUGAAACACUGGAGUGCGUUUCCGCUUCCGCGGUGUUGAUUUGGGUAUUACAGUCAUCUCAGUGCUCCAAAAUGUGUGUGGCUCGACAUUGGGGAAGGAGAGGGGCUCAUCUGAGUAAGAAAAAAAGUGCAAUGAUUGAAUGUAAGAAGCAGUGUCUGUUUCAGCGAUUUGUGAUGAGUAUUGUAGCUUCUAUCCGGUCACUUCGUUCCAUGGACAGAUCAUUCCAAGCCAGAUCGUUCCACCUUAUCCUGCACCCGGUCAUUCCUUUAAGGGAUCUCCAGUUGAUGAAGCUUGUGUCUACUGUCAAGUAAUUUUAUUUUUAUUGUUACCUUUCCCAACAGCUUUCCCCUGAUGGUACCUUAACAAAGCCAGCAAACUCCAAACUUCUUUACGGAACAAUGAGUUUUGUACGUGCACAGAUUGUUUUCUCAUCUUUUCAAUCAUUAUCACAAGCACUGACAAUUGCUAUACGUUACAGUGCAGUAAGAAGACAAGGCAAGCUAAAACCUGGGUAAGCUUUCUGUCAACUGUCCAACUUAUGAUUUGCUGGGAACCAUAUGCAUUGUGUUCUGUAGAUUAAACGAUACAAUUGGAGUAGCCUGUUAAAAAAUUUAAUGUACAUUUCACGUCACAGAUGUAUUAGAAAUUCCUGUGAUUAAAAUAUCAGGCCAUGUUCACACGGCACUGGACGAAUUUUUGACCGGCUGAAGAAAUUUGACGCGAUACUUUUCACACGGGAUGGUUCAACUUUUUCGCUCUGUUUACAGGGAACUUUGAAUGGCUAAGCGUCUAUAUUUUCAUACUGUUAAAUUUUAAGGUGGUUCAGCGUGAAUGGAACACCUAAAUCCACAAAUUUUCAGCCGGUUGAAAAUUUCGUCUGGUGCCGUGUGAAGGUUAGCCUCAUUUUCUCUGCAUGAGUACAAUAAGCACUGGAGGCAACUGCCAACAUUUUGCGACACCACCAUUGGCUUCCCAGUGAAAUGACGUCUGAGGACAAGAGCAUAAAUUCUAUACUGAUGACUUGUCACUACCCAUAUUAGCUUCAACCAAUCAGAUGCCCUGGGUACUCUUCAGUUACUACUUCUGAUUGACGUUGGUCUAAUAAUUAUACGAUGUCUUCCUUGACAUAGUAACCUCCACCACCUGAUCACGACACCAGUGGUUUCCCCACAAAAUGACGCCUGAGCAACAAGUGCAGAUGACAUGUCACUACCCAGAUCUGGGUAUGCCCCUUGCAAGCUGAGUGAUACCUGAAAGGUUACUGCAGCCACCUUACACAAUGACUAAGUACACUGCUACAUCAGUUACAAGAUGUAAAUAAUACAUAUUAUUUAUAUAUCUUUUACGUCAACAGUGAUUCUGAACUACAGGUUAUUGACUAUAAAACUCAACAGUACAAACUGAUACCAGGAUUAGCGAUGGCCUAUGCUACAAGAUUUGCCUUUGAUCAUGUUUGGAGUUUGUACCAUGAAACUCAAAAACAGAUAAGAGCUGGAAAUCUCUCCAUGCUUCCCCAGGUAACGGCAAUAUUUUUUGCAUUAAAAUUGAUAGUUGAAAGAUUUAAGGAUCGGUGUUUUUGUUUAUUAACGUUUGCAUUUUUGGGAUAAUGUCAUAAAACUAUGAAAGGUUUGAACCCAAGAGUCAUUUCAAAAGUAGGUUGAGUAUGAUCAUCCAAGUGAACGUAGUGCUGAACAGGACUGUUGUUGUUGGUAGUGACUGACAUUUCGACGACCUGUGCAGUAGUCAUCUUCAGAGUAAAAGUGAGUUGUAUCACGUCAGUUGAUGGUAUUAAUCUCUGGGUAUUGUCUUGAUUGGUCCGUUAAGUCACCAUGUUAUUGGUUGUCUGUCAGUUAAGCCGUGAUGUUAUAGGCUAUGAAAAUUUGCUAUGUCAGCAAUAACAACAACAACAACAGUCCUAUUCAGGAUUACAUUCACCCAGAUGAUCAUACAAGUCAUGUACUCAACCUACUCAACCCUACUUACGGAAAAUGUUAUGUUGCGUUACAUUAUGUUAAUAACUAUCGCUAUAUUUCAACAUUUCCCUGUGUUGUUUAUUUUGCAAUAAUAUCUUGUAGGUUCAUGCUUUCACCAGUGGUCUUAAAGCCUUCUGUACGUCAACAUCCAUGCACCAUGCAGAGACAUGUCGGUUGGCUUGUGGCGGACAUGGAUAUUUACUGUAUAGUGGUUUGCCUAUGUUGUACUCGUUGAUAAAUGCUGCUUGUACUUACGAGGGAGACAAUGAUGUGCUUUAUUUGCAAGUUGCUAGGUAAGCUGAACAUACUUUACAUCACAUUUUUGUUGCUAUUCUGUGCCAUACAUCUAUACCCUGAGGAUACUUUGGCUAGUUAAGGAUAGGAACGUGCCCGGAAGGUUUUUCCACUUCUUUAAGGGGAAAGGCAAAAUGGAUCUUGACUGGUUUGUUUACAUCUCUUUUCUUCACAGGGACAUUUGUAACGCUUAGAGAUCGGAUCUAGCAUAAACAUAAUUGAAUCGUUUUGCUGUAGGUCCUGUGCUUUUAGGUUUCCUAUCAAAGGACUUUGAUACCAAAAAGGAAAAUUCUUUUUAAGAAUGAUAUUGAGCCCCCUAGAAACUAUACAGCCUUGUUCCAUGGCACAUACAGUGAUACCUAGAUUAUAACUUGCUUAUUGGAGUGCCCCGGCUUUGCCUCCCCUACGGACAACUGUCCAUUGCAAGAAAAUUAUUUGUCAUUUGGACUUGCUGUUAAGCACAUAGACUGUUGAGGUCACCAUUUCUAGAUGUGGAGCCAACUGGCAGUCCCCCACAUUUUUCAGCUCUUACCAAUUUAUUUUGAUUCUCGACUCCAAAGAAAUUUGGACAGUCAUCUUUGUCUAAAAAGGAUACAACCCAAAGAAAAACCUUCAAGUUAUACUUAUAAAAUUUCACUGCUAUUUUGUGGGAGAUUACGACUGGCUGAAUUUAACCCUGUUUUUGUUUAAGGGAAGGGCGUGGCUGUAUACAGGCUAGCUGCUGUAACGUAUUUGGUGAUAAGGUCUUAAAGAUUUAGAAGGGUUUGUCAUUUGUUUUUGUGGAUGUUGCAGGUAUCUUGUCAAAAUUGCUUCAAAUCUACGGAAAGGAGAAGCUCCACCGGAAUCACUUUCAUUCCUCUUGCAAAAACCGGAACUGUGUCCAGCAACAAAAGCCUGUGAAUUUUUGGAUCCCAAAGUACAAAGACGGAUAUACCAGGACAGGACCACAAGGUUGGGUAUAAUUAUAAUAAGUUCAAUCCAAUAGCCAUUUCCUGUUUUCUCUUUCUGCUCUUUUGACUGUGCCCAGACCACACAAAAAUAAUGUUGUGCUUUUGCUGAAGAUUACUUAAGGAAUAAUCGUUUAACUCUUCGUUCAUUAUUAUCUCUUAAAUAUGCAGUGAGGUAAAGAGUUUAGCUGAAAAGUUGCAAGACAAAGUAAUUUCCGGAAUGGAUUCUAUAGAUGCUUGGAAUGAUACAUCAAUUGACUUAGUUCGCUGUGCUAAGGUAAAAAAGGCUUUGCAUGAUUUGUAGGUUGACUUGUAGGUUUAAAUGAUAAAAUGACAAAUUAUUGAACGCCUUUUCUCAAGUAGCUUUUGUACAACUUGAUGAUGACCAUGUGGUUUAUUAAAUUGUGAGGUAAAACAAGGUUAGUGAUUCAAAGCAAGAGCCAUCAUUUGCUGUUCCAAACUCGAUAGUGAAGCUUUAUUGAGCAGGUGGUUGGGUUGGGAAAUCAGAGCAGGGAAACUUGUUAUGACUGUCUAUAGCUCUGUUCAACUUAUCCACCACCUCCAGACUGCUAUAUUUUAAGACCCAACCUCGUUUUUUUACCUAACCUUCGUUUGCCAUGGGUAGAGUCAAUUAAAGGUCACUGAGAGUCACGUUUUUUCAUCUGAUGUUGGCCGGACAGUUGUGGAAGAUUGCCAUCUGUGGUGCAAGUUAAGUAAAAAGUAAUGAGAUUUAUGCAAGUACUUAAACGUUAAUAUGUUAUCAGAUUAAUCAUAGCUGUUUGUUUAUCUCCUGGUAGGACUACAGUCACUGUGUCAUGGUUAUAUUUCUGCUUGAGUCGAUGGAGAAACUUUCUGGUAUCAGUCAAAACUUGCGCACUGUUCUCAAGUCCUUGGCGGAUUUAUUUGUUCUGCAUGGCAUCACUGAGAACUCAGGCAGUUUUAUCGAGGUAGGAGACAUUGAAGCCUCCUCUCUAGUAUAUAUAGUGACAAUACAUCACAGUUGUAAUAUUUUAGUUCUUUCACUGAGCAGUGAAAAUGAAAACUUGUUAGAUCGUAUUUACUUAUAUUUAAACAAGACUAACAAAUUGCACUGAAAAGUGCAAACAUUCUAUUCCAGCAGUACCCACUAUUGCAUCAUGAAGGUUGUUGCUUAUUGUACUGGUAAACUGCCCCCACUAUAUAUACUCCUGACAUUUUCGCAUGUUCAUCCCUACUGCUUUGACCGACCCUUCCCAUGUUGCAUCAGAUUUGUGUUCUGGAUUACACUAAUGUAACCAAAUCAUUUCUCUUGUGAAAAAAAAAAAAUCCACCACAAUGCCAGCAUUAAGAGGUAUUUUCUGUUUCCUGUCAUUAUAGCCAGGAAUUCUUAAUGAAAAGCAGCUGCAAACAGUCCGUCAGCAAGUGUACAGCUUAAUCAAUCAACUUAGGUUAGUACAGUUCAAAAGUAUACUGUAAAAUGGUUAGAGACCUGUUUGAUAGGUACUUUUGGUCAUUGCUCUUGUGGCUUAUUAUCAUUUUUGAUAGCACUAAUCUUGAUGUGCAUGUUAUGUAGAAAUGGGCCUUAAACCUUCUAUCAACAAGUGCAUUGUUAAGGUUAUUUGGGGUGCAUUUGGAGUAGAACUGACAGAAUAUCUUUCCAUUUCAGUAAAAGCUACGUUCUAGCCAAGUCAAUGUUCUAACUUGAAAUUUGUUUUGUUGGCUCAAUCUACCUUGUUUUAACAAUUUUUUGGGGAUAGAAAAUUUUUAGACUUUACAGUAAUCAAAGCAAAAUCUCAACUUCUAAAUCCUGCUGCAAUGUCCACUUACUGAAAUGAAAUUAUUUUUGCCUUUUAACUUGCAGACCUGAAGCAGUUGCUUUCGUGGAUGCGUUUGAUUACUCAGACUUUGUUCUCAACUCACCUCUUGGACGCUAUGAUGGCAAUGUAUAUGAAGCCCUUUUCAAGUACGCUCAGAAGGCAGCUUUGAAUGACCGUCAGGUAAUUGAUCCAAAAUAA
This is a messenger RNA of Porites lobata, 12972 nucleotides long. Lineage: Eukaryota; Metazoa; Cnidaria; Anthozoa; Scleractinia; Poritidae. The record is from the annotation of a GenBank genome assembly.